Molecule: messenger RNA, 888 nt
Organism: Trichomonas vaginalis G3
Lineage: Eukaryota; Parabasalia; Trichomonadida; Trichomonadidae
Exons: 1
Coding region: 1-888 (295 amino acids)
Source: RefSeq, a predicted model, not a curated record
AUGUCUCAGAUUAUGCAACGUUUACAACCAGACAAUAGAAUAUAUCACGAUAGAGCACUUCAAACAUUUCCUGAAGUAGAAGGCAAUCUGAAAGAAAAUAAGCUCGCAUACCUUAGUUCUCUCCUUGAUAUUGAUGAAGAAUCAGAUAAUUAUAUGGCACAGGAUAUUUUUACAACAGUUAACUAUCUCUCUGAUGCAGGAUACUCUGUACCGCAAUCAGUUCUUAAUUCUGUUUUCUUUUGGUGCUUGAAAUUUCCUCAAUAUACAUCAGACCUUAAAAAAUUCACUAAAAGACUUAAAACGCAAGCAUGGUUAUAUCAUGCAAUCGAAAAUAUGUUAGAAACUCAAUUCGAAUUCUUUAAAAAAUCAAUUUUAGAAAGUCCUUCAGUUUGGGAAUUCAUUAUCGACGAAUUUGAACAAGAUCUCAAAUCAAAACAACUUUUACUUGAAAAUGACUUUUCUAAAUACCAAGUUUCUCUUUUAAUUGAAUCAUUAAUUUAUUCGUGGGAACCAGAAAACAAAUCACUACAAACUAUACCACUUUUAGUUACUUCCUUAAUUGAAUUUUGUACUUCUUCCCCAAGUUUGAAGUCUACAAACGGAAUUUUAUCUAUUCUAUUCCAAAUGUUUCCAAACGAAACGUAUGAACUUGUUUGUCAUUGUGCAGACCGAUUAAAUACAGCAUGCAUUCAAUUGAUUGCAGAAAAACAUUUUUACGAAAAAUCUCCUUUAGAAGGAGAUAAAUUCUCAAUUGCAGAGAAAAUGCUUCCAUUCAAUAUAGAUUUGGCCAAAUCACUGAUUGAAGGAUGCUCAGAAUUAGAAGUAACAAUAUUUAACGAAAUGAAAAAUCAUUUCAAUGAAUUCAAUAAUAGAUUCGUUCCUGAAUAA